Messenger RNA from Dunckerocampus dactyliophorus (ringed pipefish), 1170 nucleotides. It is a transcript of the gene mrpl28, whose product is annotated as mitochondrial ribosomal protein L28. Bases 170 to 925 code for a protein of 251 amino acids. Lineage: Eukaryota; Metazoa; Chordata; Actinopteri; Syngnathiformes; Syngnathidae. Gene Ontology annotation, cellular component: mitochondrial large ribosomal subunit. Gene Ontology annotation, molecular function: structural constituent of ribosome. The transcript has 6 exons. The record is from RefSeq and is a predicted model, not a curated record.
CCAAUCUUCAAGGGCAAUAGUCUGUCCCUCUAUCCAAUGAUAAUACUCGUUAGUAGGAGGUCUGUCGAACACUGCGGAAAUGUGUUAAACGUUACAAGGCUAAACGAUGUCCUUGCACGUUUGGCGAUUGUUUUUCUGAGGAUUUUAUCAAGUUGAUUUAUUCACGAGUAUGCCUCUCCAUAAAUACCCCCCUAAACUCUGGAAUGCCCUCAAACUAAAAGAGGGGAUCUACGCCCGUCUCCCUAAACACUACCUGAAGUCCCUGGAGCAGAAAGACCCCACUCCGGUCCACUGGAGGCCUUUGGGGGUCAAGUACCGUCUCAGCCCAAAGACGGGGCAGAAGGAACGAGUGCAAGAUGUCCCGAUACCUAUAUACUACCCUCCUCAAUCGCAGAACGGCCUGUGGGGGGGAGAGGGUUGGGUAACAGGGUACAGAUAUGCCAACAAUGACAAAAUGUCCAACCGUUUGACAAAGACGUGGAAACCCCAGCUCUUAAAGAGGGAACUUUACAGUGAGAUCCUGGACCACAAUUUCACCAUCACAGUCACGCCUCGCACUCUGGAUCUCAUUGACGCCGCCUUUGGCUUUGACUUCUACAUCCUCAAAACGCCGAAGGAAGAUCUCUGCUCCAAACUGGGAAUGGACCUGAAGAGAGCCAUGUUGCUUCGCCUGGCUCGCAAAGACACUCAGCUGUAUCCAGAUGAUCCCGUGAAGAGGGAGAAGGUCUACAACAAGUUCAAGCAGUUUGAGGUCCCGGAGGAGGAAGCCGAGUGGGUGGGUCUCACUCUGGAGGAAGCUGUGGAGAAGCAGAGGCAGCUGGAGGACAAGCCCCCUGAGCCGUUGUUCAAGGCUUGCGUGGAAAAGCUGAUAGAGGAGCUGCAAAUCCAAAAACUCUCGGAGCCUCAUCUCACUGAGAAGAAAUGAAGAGUGGAAUCAUCUACCGUUUAUUCUGAAGAACUUGGGUGAGGGAAAGAGUGUGGAGAUUCUCUUCCUGGUGAUGUGUUAUGAAGUUUCUUUUUGAGUUGGUCAUAGGCAGAAACUUCUUGUAUGUGGGAGACAGACGCACAGGAAGGAUGAAUGAAGAAUUUAUUUCUCAUGCUUCCUCUUUUUCCUUUGGUGUAAAUACAACAGCUGUCCGGUGAUGUUCUUGUAUAAAAUCUUUUGAAACA